This is a messenger RNA of Oncorhynchus mykiss (rainbow trout), 962 nucleotides long. Lineage: Eukaryota; Metazoa; Chordata; Actinopteri; Salmoniformes; Salmonidae. The record is from RefSeq and is a predicted model, not a curated record.
GAGUCAUGAACGAUUCUGAAGAUAAAAGGAACAACUUGUUUCAGAGUUUCUCCCUUUAUAAAAUCAACGCAACUGCAGAGAGAGACCAGCUACAGACCAGAUACAACAACCUGACUGAAGAGAAAGGUCAUAUUCAGGCAAAGCUUUUUGUGAUAGAGCAGCAUUGUCAGGAGGGAUGGAGAUACUUUGACUACAAGUUCUACUUCCUGUCUACUGAGAAGAAAACCUGGGAGGAGAGCAGACAGGACUGUCUGGAGAGAGGAGCAGACCUGGUGAUCAUAAACAGCAGAGAGGAACAGACAUUUGUCUUCAACCUCCACCUGAGAGCCUGGAUUGGUCUAAGUGACUCUGUUACUGAGGGGACCUGGAAGUGGGUGGACGGCACCCCACUGACCACAGGGUACUGGGGGAAAGGACAGCCUGAUGAUAGAGGGCAAGAGGACUGUGCUGAGAUAUACUAUGGACAAGAUGACCCUGUAAAGACAUGGAAUGAUGACAAAUGUGGCACAAAUCAUAACUGGAUCUGUGAGAAAGUGGUGUAACAAUAACCCACAGUAACAAACAGUCUCUCUCUCUCGCUCUGUUAUUGUUAUGUUGAUGGUUGAAUACAGUACUUUGAUGCGGAAUUUAAUCCCAGUGCAGGAACACCAACGGGCGGAAAUUUCAGAACGCCAACUAUAGUUUUCGAUAAAACUCAAACUUUCAUUAAAACACACAUGCAAGGUACUGAAUUAAAGCUACACUCAUUGUGAAUCUAGCCACCAAGUCAGAUUUGUAAAAUGCUUUUCGGCGAAAGCAUGAGAAGCUAUUAUCUGAUAGCAUGCACCCCCCCAAAAUACCAGCACGCCACAUAAAACUACAAGAUCAUGAACAAACAAACAAUCUGACAAGGACAUGAGGGGAAACAGAGGCUUAAAUACACAACCGGAUAAUGAAUGGGAUUGGAACCAGGUGUGUAAGAA